AUGUUAAAAUUAGUUAGCAUAUUGCUGCUGACAUUGUUGUUAGUGAAAUCAACGGAAAUUCAUGGAACCAUUAAUGUGAAAGUUAUAUUACCUAAUUAAAUUUACACAUAAGAAUCAAGUGGACACCUUGAUAAUACAUAUAGAUAGAAUGAAUUACUAGAGAAUUCAGUAAUGAAAGAUGUUGCUAUGUAUAAAUGCAUUCUAUUCAGUUUAGAAGUUUUCUUGAAACAGGUAGGUCUGUAGAAGUGAAUGAAGUAAAGGAUAAAUCCAUAGAAAUUUGGUCACAAAAAUCAUUAGAAAUAGAAUAGCAACCUCAUAUGAAAGCAGAACAAUCAAAUGAAAAUUAAUAAAAUACUCAAGUCUAAUCUGAUUAAGUAAAUAAGGAAUCAGAAAGCUAAGAAAAGAAAAUUUCAAUUAAAGUACAAAAAAAAGACAAUAAAUAAGUUGACUAAUAAACUAAUGAUCCUAUUAUCAAUCAAAAUAAUGAUGUUCAAGCGAAAGAUAAUACAAAUUAAAUUGAUUAAUAAAGAGAAGCCUCAAUAUAAUAAAAGAAAUUUUCAGUUUCUGUAAGUAAAAAACAAAAAUCAGAGGAUUAAAAUGCUACUGAGUAAUAAUAAGAUAUUUAAAAUGAAUAACUUUAAGAUAUUAAUAAAGAGAAUGAAAAAUAAGAUGUUUAAUAAAAUAAUUAAAUAACAAAUAAAGAUGCUGAAGAAUAAUCUAAAGAUAAUGUUUAGAUCUAAGAACCAGUUGUAUCAACUGAUAAUUAAGAGAUUGGUAAUAAUACAGUAGAAAAUUAGAAUGUAGAUGCAAUAAUAUAAGAUGAAUCUAAUAUAUCAUCUAAAGAUAUUAAGGUAGAAUAAUAAUUGGAAUAAAAUAAAGAUUAAAAUUCAGUUGAGUCUUCAAUUGACAAUCUAAAUGAUAUUCCAGCUAAGACUUAAACAGAAUCAAUUUAAGAAUAAAAAGAUUAAAUUACAGUAUCAUCAUAAAAUGAGACAGAACAAUAAUAAUAAAAUGUCGUAUCAAAAGAAUCAUCUGAAAUAAAUACUUAAUAAUAAGAAUUGAAUACAUUAGAUGAUAAAAAUAUUAAUAAAAUAUCUGUUGAGAACAAUAAAGAAGAAAUUGAUUAAUUGAAAAAUGAUGAUGCUUAAAAUGAGGUUGUGAUUUAAGAUAUUAAAAUAGAAACUUAACCAAUUCAAUAAGUAGAAGACAAAUAAUAAACAGAUAUUAAUAAAGUAGAUGAUACAGAUAUUGUAGUCAAAUCAGACGAAGAAAUCAAAGUUGUUCCAAUCUAAUCAGAUUCUAAAAAUUAAGAUUAGGGAGAGGAAGAUUCUACUCCAGAUGAUGAUGUUGAUGAGGAAAAUUAAAAUAAUACAGAAACUAAACAAAAUUAAGAUGAUAAAAACUAAUCAAUUGAUAAUCAAAAUGAUUAAUAAAAUUAACCUAUUGAGGAAAAUACAUAAUGUGAUGGUGAAGAAUUAGACACUGUUCAUGUAUAGGAAAAUUAAAAUGAAACUUAAGUGAAAAAAGACACUUAAAAUACAAUUGAAUAAUAAUAAGUAGAAGAGGUUAAAUAAGAAGAAGCAGUUUAAAAAUAAGUAGAAGAAGUUAAAUAAUAAGAAGUAAUUAAAUAGGAGGAAAUAGUGUAAAAAUAAGAAGAAACAGUUUAAUAAUAAUAAGAAGAAGUUAAAUAAGUGGAAGUAAUUAAAUAAUAAGAAGAAGUUAAAUAAGUGGAAGUAGUAUAAAAAUAAGAAGAAGUAAUUUAAUAAUAAUAAUAAUAAUAAUAAUAAUAAUAAUAAUAAUAAUAAUAAUAAUAAUAAUAAUAAUAAUAAGUUAAUUAAAAGUUAAAUAAGAAUUCAGAAAAAUAAAAGUAAGCUGAAGCACCAGAUUUUAUGGUUAAGAAGAAUUAAUUAACUAAAAAAAUGAAAGAAGUUAUAAAUGAUAUGAAAGAAUCAGAAAAAGCUCCUUAAAAUAAAUUGUAUAGUUUGAAUGUUUCAAAUUUAGAUCCAGAUGAUGUAAUUGUAAUAAAAGAUACUUCAUACUUUGAUACAGAUGCUGAAAUAGCAGUUUAAGAAACAAAGAAUCCAGAGUAAUAAUUAAUUGGAGAGGUAAUAAAGGUUUAAGCUGAAGUUGAGAAAGUUGAUCUUAGUAUAUUUGCUAAUGAUAGUUCUGAUUUAGUUCCAAUUAUAGUUGAAGACACAGAUAAUUAUAUGUAAUCUGAAAUCAUUACUGAUGCAAUUAAGGAUGUGACUGAAAAGGAAAUUGAAAUAAUAGGAGAUUAGAAAUUAGGAGAAGCUAUAGUUGAUGUACAAUCUUUAAUUUCUGAUUAAGUAGAAAUCAAUGGUAAUUAAAUUACUAAAAAUAAUAUUGUCUAGAAUGAUUAUUCUUUGGAUUAUGAUUAAAUGGAAGCUGAUGUAAUAUUAAAUAAGAGUUUAAAUAAUGAUGGAACUACUUUUGAUUAAUUCUAAUCAUAAUUGGAUGAAUUAGCAAUGGAACUUGAUAAUCUUAGUUUAGAGUAACCAACUAAUGUUGAGUAAUAACCUAAUUUAGAAGAGACAAAAGUAAUUGACACAUAAUAGAGUGAAAUUGCAAAAGAAGAUUAAUAAUAUUUAACAAUUGUAACCAAUAAUGAUUCUACAAUUGAAAAUGCUGUUUUGGAUGAUGAUUAUUAUUUGGAUGAUUUAGAUAAUGAAUUAGAUUAAAUUAUAUAAUAAUAGACAAAUGUUUAAUAAGAACCUAUUGUAUAAGAAUAAGUAAUUUAAUAAAACAAUAAUGUUGAAUAUAAAGAUGAAGUUAAAUAAAAUUAAGAUAUUUAAUAAGAUAAUUAAGAUAUUUAAUAAUAAUAAUAAUAAUAAUAAUAAUAAUAAUAAUAAUAAUAAUAAUAAUAAUAAUAAACUAAUUAAUUAAAUGAUGAAAUUACAUCUAAUCAAAAUUUAGAUUAUGAUGAAAACCUUAAUAAUUAUAAUUAUAAUGAUAAUGAUUAUUAUUAGAUUGAUAAUUAAAAUGAAUAAGAUUUAUCAUAAGAUUAAAAUGAAUAAUAAGAAAUUCAAUAAGAAGAUAUAUAAUAAGAAGAUUUAGAAUAAGAAAAUGAAGAGAUAUACGAAACCUAAGUAUAAUCAAAUGAUGAAGCUGUUGUUAGUGAUGGAGUAAUGGUUUAUACUGGUGAUUCUUAUAGUAAUAAUGAUUUAGAAUCUGAUAUUAAUAAAGAUUAUGAUCUAUCAUUUGAUGAUUCAACUAAAUAGUAGGAUUCAAAUAUAACAUAAGAUUAAACAUCUUAGAAUGUUGAAACAAAUUAACAAACAAAAACUUAAAUAAAUGUAGAUAAACCAGAUUAGUAAAAAGUAGAAGUCUAAAAUUAAGUAGUUGAAUAAUCAUAAAAUUAAAUUACUGAAAAUUAAGUAGUAGAUAAUGAAUAAGAAAAUUAAGUAGUAGAUAAUUAGAUAGUUGUCAAUUAAUCUAAUUCUGAAGACAAUUAAGUAGAGAGUGUUUCAAAAUAAGAAACAGAAGUUUAAUCUAAUGUUUCUACUUAAUAACCAGAACAAUAAGUGUAAUAAUAAAUUGAAGAAUAAAUGGAUGAAUAAGAAAAUGAGAUUACUUUAGAAAAUGUAACUGCAACUGAGGAACCAAAAUCUGAGGAUUUACCAAAGGUUGAAAUCAAGAAGAAAUAAUUGGUGAAAAAAGAAAUUACUUUAAAGGAAGAAGCAGAUAAUAUAAUUACUAAUGAUGAUAUCAAUGGAGAAGGUACAGUACAAGAUGAUAAUAUUGAAGUUUUCUAUAAUGAUUCCUAAAUACCUUAAGCUGAAUAGGAGGUAGCAGCUAAAUCUGAACCAGAAGUUAUAGAGAAUCUUGAAGACUUAUAAGAUUGUAUUGAGAAUGAUAAGGAUGAAAAUACAGUUGAAAAUAAGGAUGAGGUUGUAAAGGAGAAGAAAGAGAAACAUCAUUCUAUAAAAGUUAGUAAGGAAUAGAACAAAUAAAAUAAGUAAUAGGAUAAAUCUUUGAAGAUUGAAUAAAAUGAGAAAUAAACUAAAUUUGAAGAAUAAUUACAUUAGUAAAUUAAAAACAAAAAAUAAAAAGAGAAAUAAUAAAUGAGUCAUGAAGAGUAAUUUGAUUAGAUUGUAAAUGAAUUAGUUCAUGAAUUAGAAUCAACAACUAAUAAAAGAGUUGAUAUUAGAGAAUAAGAAUAAUAAAUAUAUAAAGAUAUAAAAAAGAAUGUAGAAGAACUUAAAUAGAUUCAUAAUAGUGAUGAUGUUAUUAUAAAAAAGAGAAUUGAUGUAGUUGAAUAAGAUGUAGAUAUAGAUACUGAAGAGAGAAUUAAAGAUAAAGAAUUUUAAUAGAAAAUUGAAGAACUUUUGAAAACUUAAAAGACAUAAGUUGUUUCAAAGAAUAAAAUUAAUGAUGGUGAAAGAUAUUAUUUAGAUAAACCUGUUAAUUAAGCAGUUAGUGAUUAUGAAAAAGAAUUGAAUUAAAGAAAAUAGGAAGUUAUGGAGAAGAUUAAAAAUGACUUAUAAAUUAAAAAAGGUAGAUUUUCAUAGGACAAUUAGAAAUCAGAUAAUUUAUCUCCUUAUGAAUUCGAAAGAAUCUACUUAGAUUGGACUCAAAAUAAAAAUGAUAUUAUUUCUAGUAUGUUGUCUCAUGUAUCAGGUUCAGAAGUCUAAUUGGAAUCAUAAAUUUCAUAAGAACCAGUAAAUAAAGUUGAAAGAGUAUCUAAAAAAUAAGAAGUUGAAUAAGAAAUAUAAGAAUUAUUCUCAAAUUAUAAACCAAAUUAAUUAAAGAAAAAUGGAGGUAUUAAUAUUAGUAUUAUUAUUAUUUUAGAUUCAUACGAAAAAAGUUUUUUGGCAGUCAAUCAAUAAGUCAAGAAAUCUAAGAAUUUGCGAGGAAAUAAAUAAUGAUGAAG
Messenger RNA from Paramecium primaurelia, 4891 nucleotides. The record is from the annotation of a GenBank genome assembly. Lineage: Eukaryota; Ciliophora; Oligohymenophorea; Peniculida; Parameciidae.